Molecule: messenger RNA, 717 nt
Organism: Coffea eugenioides
Lineage: Eukaryota; Viridiplantae; Streptophyta; Magnoliopsida; Gentianales; Rubiaceae
Exons: 1
Coding region: 1-717 (238 amino acids)
Molecular function (GO): RNA-DNA hybrid ribonuclease activity; nucleic acid binding
Source: RefSeq, a predicted model, not a curated record
AUGCCUGCUGCAUCAAACUUUAAGGACUGGUUAGAUUGCUUUCUGAAAUUGCAAGGCAAUGAGUUAGCAGAGCUCACUGUGGUGACCAUGUGGAGGUUGUGGAAAAGUACGAAUCAGGCAUUAUUUGAGGGCAAGGUUGGUGAUGCAAUACAGGUGGGCAAGCAGGCUAAGGCAUUCUUGAAAGAGUAUUGGAAAAUUCACAGAAGGCAAGGAACACAGCAAUAUAAGGAGCAUACCAAAUGGGUAGCACCAGAACCAAGCUAUCUGAAAAUUAAUGUCGAUGGAGCUUUUUCUGAAGAAGCAGCUGGUGUUGGUUUAGUGGUGAGGAAUCACUUGGGUCAAGUGGAGGCUGCAAUGGCUGCAAGGGUGGACGGAGCUCAUAGUGCAGAGCAUGUAGAAUGCUUGGCUUUUCUCACUGCUUUGGAGUUCGCAAGAGACUUCGGCAUUUCGCACUUCUUGCUCGAAGGGGAUGCAUUAAAUAUUGUUCAAAGAAUUAAUAGCAAGGAACCCGACUUGUCUUUGUUAGGCAACUUAAUUCAUGGCAUCAGGUCCAUGCUGCUUUCUUUUGAUUUCGUUAAGGUUAGUCAUGUGAGGAGGACCAAUAAUGUCCCUGCCCACAUUAUGGCUAAGUUUUCGUUAUCCUUUGAGGGAAGCCGUGUCUGGUUUGUAGACUUCCCCAAACCAGUUGCUGAUGCUGCUCUUGUUGAUUUGCAAUGA